Rubroshorea leprosula is the source of this 1676-nucleotide messenger RNA. The record is from the annotation of a GenBank genome assembly. NCBI's taxonomy places the organism in Eukaryota, Viridiplantae, Streptophyta, Magnoliopsida, Malvales, Dipterocarpaceae.
AAGACGUAAUUGCUUGAUGAUGAACAGAAUGAUUUUGGAUCUCAAAAUACAUUUGACCAAAGUAUAACUAGUUUAGUUCUCCAUUUCUGGUCUUCCCAUGGUUAACGUUAAGCUACAUGUCUACUACUAUUACAGAGAGAAUCAAGGAGAAGAAAGAAAAUGACAUAAGGAAUGAAGGGCAAGAUGAAGACAUGGAGCUUCCUGUAUUUCAACUAGCUACAAUAUUACAUGCAACUGAUAAUUUUUCACUCAGCAACAAACUGGGUCAAGGGGGUUUUGGACCUGUUUACAAGGGGAAAUUAGUAGAUGGGCAAGAAAUUGCUGUGAAAAGGCUUUCCUCGAGUUCUAGACAAGGAGUAAAUGAGUUCAAAAAUGAGGUUAAAUUGAUUGCCAAACUUCAGCAUCGGAAUCUUGUUAGGCUUCUUGGGUGUUGCAUUGAAGGGGAGGAGAAGAUGCUGGUUUAUGAAUACAUGCCUAACAGAAGCCUGGACUCAUUCCUUUUUGAUCAAACAAGGGCUAAAGAAUUAGAUUGGACCAAGCGUUUCAGGAUUAUCUGUGGGAUUGCGAGGGGGCUUCUCUACCUUCACCAGGAUUCCAGAUUGCGGAUUAUUCAUAGAGAUCUCAAAGCUAGUAAUGUUCUUCUUGAUAAGGAGAUGAACCCAAAAAUUUCAGAUUUUGGGAUGGCCAAAACUUUUGGAGGAGAGCAAACUGAAGGGAGCACAAGCAGAGUUGUUGGCACAUAUGGUUAUAUGGCACCAGAGUAUGCCAUAGAUGGGCUAUUCUCAAUAAAGUCAGAUGUCUUUAGCUUUGGCAUAUUAUUGCUGGAGAUAAUAAGUGGGAUUAAAAAUAGAGGGUUUUUUCAGCCAGAACAUAGCCUUAACCUCAUCGGACAUGCAUGGAAAUUAUGGAAAGAAGGCAAUCCUUUAGAACUUGCAGCUGAAUCCUUGGGAGAGGGUUUCACGCUAUCAGAAGUUACUAGAUGCAUCCACAUCAGUCUUUUAUGUCUACAACAGAAUCCUGAGGACAGGCCUCCCAUGUCAUCGGUGGUGAUGAUGUUGGGAAGUGAGAUCAAAUUGCCUCAGCCAAAACAACCUGGUUUCUUGCUUGAAAGGACUGCACUUGAAAUGGAUUCUUCAACAAGUAAGCAUGACUCAACCUCAGUAAACGAAAUCACCCACUCGAUCUUGGAGGCUCGGUAAAGGAUUAUAUAUAAUGAUCUAUGUCAUGUCCAGAACAUUGUUCAUGGGUGCAAUUAGUACCUUAUGUUUUUUGAACUUCAGGACUAAAUAAACCUUAGGCCCUAAACUCCAGUGUAGAAACAUACCCUUCAGGUCCUUACUCAGAUAUCAACAGAAGGAUUUAGUGUCCACCCCGAGGCUGUCUUUCAUAUGUGGUUUGUAACCAUAUUCAUUUUAUAUUGAAAAAACAAAUGAAACCUUCUUAAAGCUUGAAUUUCCCUAAAUGUAGAAAUCUGUCAGAACAAUUCCAGAUAAGCAUGCCACCAAGGCUGCAGUUUGAAUAAGUUUAUUUUCAAAUUAAUUACUGUUUUCUGUGUUUUAAAGUUUAUAGCAGUUUGUUAAGAAGUUUGUUUGUAUUGGAUAACUGUUGAGGUAGAUUUGUAACUACCUUAUCAGUGUGUACCUAAGUAUUUUGCAUAAUGAAAAUUUAGUGUGGCU